AUGGCUACGAACGGCACCAAAGCAGAUGGACAAGUAACAGAACUUAACGAAGUGGCAACUAAUGACAAACCCAAGUCACUGGACGUGAAAGGGGAAAAUACGAAAAAGGAUCUUCCCGAAAGAGAAACAUGGGGAGGGCGAUUCGAUUUCCUUCUGUCGUGUGUAGGUUAUGCAAUUGGACUGGGCAACGUAUGGAGAUUUCCAUAUCUCUGUGGAAAAAACGGUGGAGGAGCCUUCUUGAUCCCCUAUUUUUUGACACUCAUAUUCGCUGGGAUGCCCCUGUUCCUGCUGGAGACUGCUCUUGGUCAAUACACCUCAAUUGGUGGGCUUGGAGUCUGGAAACUGGCUCCCGUAUUCAAAGGUGUUGGCCUUGCAGCAGCUGUCCUGGCCUUCUGGCUUAACAUUUAUUACAUUGUCAUCAUUGCCUGGGCCAUUUACUAUCUCUACAACUCCUUUACCACUGAACUUCCAUGGAGCUCAUGUGGCAAUCCAUGGAACACAGAAAAGUGUUACUCAAACUACAGUAUAGUUGAUAACACCAAUCUUACCAGCGCGGUGAUGGAGUUUUGGGAGCGCAACAUGCAUCAAAUGACUGAUGGCUUGGAAAAACCAGGGCAGAUCCGAGCACCACUGGCAAUAACACUGGCCAUCGCUUGGGUCCUAGUGUACUUCUGUAUCUGGAAAGGGGUGAGCUGGACUGGCAAGGUUGUGUACUUCUCGGCCACGUACCCCUAUUUCAUGCUUUUCAUUCUGUUCUGCCGUGGAGUGACUCUACCUGGAGCUAUGGAUGGAAUUCUCUUCUAUAUCACCCCUAACUUUGAAAAACUAAAAGAAUCUGAGGUAUGGCUGGAUGCUGCCACUCAGAUAUUUUUCUCCUACGGUUUGGGACUGGGCUCACUGAUAGCUCUUGGCAGCUAUAACCCUUUUAAUAAUAAUGUUUACAGAGACUCUAUCAUAGUGUGCUGCAUCAACUCCUUCACCAGCAUGUUUGCGGGCUUUGUCAUCUUCUCUAUUGUGGGCUUCAUGGCGAAUGUGACUAACAGACCAAUACAAGAAGUCGCAGCUUCAGGUCCAGGCCUGGCUUUUCUGGCAUACCCCGAGGCUGUGACCCAGCUGCCUAUUUCUCCUCUCUGGGCUAUCCUGUUCUUCUCCAUGCUGCUGAUGCUGGGGAUUGACAGUCAGUUCUGCACAGUGGAGGGCUUUAUAACAGCUCUGGUGGAUGAGUUUCCCAGGGCACUGAGGGGCAGGAGAGAGCUCUUCAUCGCUGCUGUCUGCCUGGUCUCUUACCUGAUCGGCCUGUCCAACAUUACACAGGGAGGCCUGUACGUGUUCAAGCUCUUCGACUACUACUCUGCCAGUGGGAUGUGUCUGCUCUUCCUGGUCUUCUUUGAGUGCAUCUCUAUAUCCUGGUUCUAUGGUGUGAACAAGUUCUAUGACAACAUCCAGGAGAUGAUUGGCUACAAGCCCUGUAUAUGGUGGAAGCUGUGCUGGGUCUGUUUCACUCCUCUCAUCGUGGCCGGGGUGUUCCUGUUCAGUGCAGUCCAAAUGGUUCCUCUCACCUUGAACAACUACGUGUUCCCUGCCUGGGGCCAGGGAGUGGGCUGGCUCAUGGCUCUGUCCUCCAUGGUCCUCAUUCCUGGUUACAUGGUCUACAUGUAUCUCGGACUCAAGGGCACCUGGAAAGAGCGCCUGCAGAUAAUGUUUCAGCCGCCUGCAGUGGUCCGACGGCCACAGGAGAAUGGGCCUGAGACAGUGGUUGCGGAGACCAACAUAGCUAGUCCGUCUGACCCGGCCAACCCAGUUAACCUGGCCAACCCAGUUAGCCCUGCCAACCCAGGAAGCCCUGGCAACCCAGCUAGUUCUGGCAACCCGGCUAGUUCUGGCAACCCAGCUAGUCCUGCCAACCCAACUGCUACAAGCCCGGUUGCUGUAGCCCCGGCCAGCCCAACACCUCCAGCCAUUCCAGUUACUCUGGCUAGCCCUGUGAACCCAACCAGUCCGACCGUCCCAACCGUCCCUACCGUCCCUACCGUCCCUAUCACUCCAGCCAACCCAACCAGCCCUACCAGCCCACCACCCAAUCCAGUUAGCCCAACACCAACUGAGCCAGCCAUCCCACCACCCAAUAUAGCGAGCUCAACCAACUCAACCAACCUUACCAACCUAACCAACGCAGAGGCCAAUGUCUAG
Salvelinus namaycush (lake trout) is the source of this 2190-nucleotide messenger RNA. RefSeq names its product sodium- and chloride-dependent GABA transporter 1-like. Gene Ontology annotation, biological process: sodium ion transmembrane transport; neurotransmitter transport. The coding region runs from base 1 to 2190 and encodes 729 amino acids. The transcript is spliced from 14 exons. NCBI's taxonomy places the organism in Eukaryota, Metazoa, Chordata, Actinopteri, Salmoniformes, Salmonidae. Gene Ontology annotation, cellular component: plasma membrane; axon; cell surface. The record is from RefSeq and is a predicted model, not a curated record. Gene Ontology annotation, molecular function: gamma-aminobutyric acid:sodium:chloride symporter activity.